CUCAGAUGGCAGAUGGAAUGGCGCCUUUACUUGUGGAGGUGGAACUGUAAUUCACAACCAUAACAUUCAUUUCAAGACAGCCUGUGUGUAUCUUGUUCUCACCGUGCAUAUUAAAUAUUUGAUUAAUAUUAUUGGGAAGAUCAUAGCACGUGUAUGAUGGCUCCGUUCAGCUUGAUGUCAGUCGGUGUUAAUCUUCUGGUGAAGUCUCUGGGUCUGUUCUCGACUGCAUCUGUUGUGAGGUGUUCAUGUGUAGCUCCAGUGUUAAAGAGGUUUAGCACCACAACCGGGGGUCCACCUAAGAGACCCCUGACAGCAUACAUGACAUAUGUGAAAGAGAUGCAUCCCACCAUUAACAGACAAAAUCCAGGAGUCAAAAAUGUGGAUAUUGUCCGAAAGUUAGCACAGCAGUGGAAAAUGCUGACUCCUGAACAGAAGCAGCCAUUUCAGGAUGCAUCUUUGACAUCCAAGGAGCACUAUAAGCUUGCGGUGGAGAAAUACAAAGCCCAACUGACUCCUGCACAGACUGCUGCUCUUGCAAUAGAAAAACGACAAAAAGUGGCCAAACGAAAAGCAAUUAGGAGAAAGAAGGAGCUGAACAGUCUUGGAAAGCCCAAACGCCCUAGGAGCGUUUUCAACAUCUUCAUGUCGGAGCACUUUGAGGAAGCAAAAGGAAAUAAUAUACAGACAAAGAUGAAGUCGCUGAGAGACGACUGGGAGCGUUUCAAUGCAACACAGAAACAAAUGUACAUACAGCUGGCAGAGGAUGACAAAGUACGUUACAAGAACGAAAUAAAAUCGUGGGAGGAACACAUGAUAGAGAUUGGAAGGGAAGACCUUGUUCGGAGAAAAGAGAGGAGAGCCAUCAAAGCCAAAGCCACUAAAGACAGAAAGAAGAAAUCCAAAGUAACAGUGCUAAAGGCAAAAGCGCCAAAAAAGAAGACCGAAACAGCAGUGAAAAAGACUGUGAAGAGCACCAAGAAGUGAGAUGAUGUGUAUGAC
Messenger RNA from Sinocyclocheilus rhinocerous, 999 nucleotides. It is a transcript of the gene tfam, whose product is annotated as transcription factor A, mitochondrial. The record is from RefSeq and is a predicted model, not a curated record. The transcript is spliced from 7 exons. The coding region runs from base 154 to 984 and encodes 276 amino acids. Lineage: Eukaryota; Metazoa; Chordata; Actinopteri; Cypriniformes; Cyprinidae.